CCGGGUUCUGCCAGCUCCUUCUGGAUAUCCUGUAAGUCGUUGACAACUGGACUCCGAAAACCCUAGUCAACAUCUUGUCAGUCGUCGACAGCUGCGUUUUGCCAGUCUGUGCGACAGGAGUCAGUCGCUGUCAUUGUAACCGAGUCUGCUUGCCUCCAGCCCUUUCCUGAACAAAGGCAUAGGAGAAAUGGUGGCUGACUUAUGGCAGCACUUCCGCGAGGCCAAGGUCCAGCAGCGCCUGCUGGACGCAGCGGACCGGCUCUACGCCAACCCGACCAAGGAGAGCGCCGACGACAUGCGCAAGAUGUGUAUUUGCCUGGCGGCUCUCAACAAGCCCCACCGCGGCCACAGCCGUAACCUCUACCCCGCGGGAACCGAGAACUCACCUGUCUGCGUCCCUUCGUGUCCUCUUCUUGGGGGAGCUUACGCCUUCUCGCUGGUGCGGCGGGAGUUCGACGUUGACCCGGACCAGUUUGGCAUCGUCGACUCGCGGUAUCAGCCGGCGUGGAAGACAGUCGGCGACGAAAAAGUGGAUCAGGAGUGCUAUGACUUGUGGCUCAAGACGCAUGCCACGAUGGCGAUGGUCCGGAAGAUGGCGUCGUUGGAGCUGGCCGAGCAGACAGCCUACUUGGCGGAAUUGGGGAGGCGGCGGUCGAGAAGAAAACGGCCAAGGGCGAGGACGACGAUGGACAAAUCUGUGAGGCGGGCAAAAAUGCGGACCAGAAUCCGGAAACCACUGCGAUUGAGACCAGCAAGGACGGUGGCAAUGAGGACAACUAUUUGACCUCCCCAGCACAGGCAAGUGAGCCUGUCGCCCAAAAGAAGCGGCUGCUGCCCCAGCCGGUGGAAACCAUC
Messenger RNA from Parathielavia appendiculata, 855 nucleotides. RefSeq lists its product as uncharacterized. Bases 188 to 784 code for a protein of 198 amino acids. The transcript has a single exon. Lineage: Eukaryota; Fungi; Ascomycota; Sordariomycetes; Sordariales; Chaetomiaceae. The record is from RefSeq and is a predicted model, not a curated record.